UAAAUCAAAAAAAAAAGAAGAAGAAUAAAGAAUAAGAAACACACUUUAUCAAAAUAUAUGAUGAGAAUCUAAUAUUUUUUAAAUUUAGUUAUCCUUCUAAGCAUUUGUUUUGUAAGCGUAAGUACAACAACUGUGAGUUGCAAUGCCCAUCCAGCAUUCAACAAAGCUAAGUAAAUAAUUACAAAUGCAGUUUAGCAAGACGCUAAGGGUAAAGCUUUGAAUGAUUAGCUCUAGUAAAAAUUUUAAAGUGCUCAACCUUAAGUAAGAAAUGCAUAAGAUUUGGGAGUUUGUAGUAAUUAUGGAGGAUAAUCUACAUGCUGCGAUACUGAAAUAGUUAAGUUGAUUGACAAAGCUGCUUUGCUAAAAAUAAAACCUAUACAGAAAUAGAAGAGUGCUUUCUAAAAACUUAUUAGCGUAUAUGCUACUUAAUUAAAUAAGAUAUGCAAUCCUUCCUUUCUAGUGUAAGCUUCUAUUACGGCUGAUAAAAUUUUUAGUAACACAGCUCUACUUACUUUAUAUUCAUACAAAUAAUUUUAAGCUAAUUGCAAGAUAAAUUUUGCAAAAGCUAUUUCAUCCUAUACAAGAGGAGCUAUGUGUUCUAUUUGUGCUGGAGUAGAUUAAAUUAGCGACUACUUUAACGCAUAGGGAUAGCUUAAAAUUCAUCCUGAUUCAAUUAAUAGUUUUGAAAAAGCAACUAAUGAUGCUAUCGUUUGUUAUAGUAAUAUUUUUACUCCUGCUAAUAUUGAUGUAGUAGUUAAAGAGCUUAAUAGUGCCUAUAUUAAAAAAAACAAUUCAUGUGGGGAUGAUGUUGCUAAAAGUGUAAAAGAUAUAUUUACAAAUCAUAAAGUAGUCAAUGAUGAUGGAAAUGGAGGUAAGUAAUGCAAAGGUCUUUUUGUCUACGGAGAAUAAACUGCUUGCUAAAAUGUUUUACAAGGUAACCCAUAGCUUGAAUAGUAAACCUAAAGACUUCUAAGAUCAUCAGAGAGAGAAGAUGCUGACUAACAAGUUAGAUUGCUUUAAGCAGUUCCCGAUGCUAUUUAAGAUCCAAAUGGUAUUCGUAUUUUCAUUUAAAGUACUACAGAUAGCUUGAUAGAUGAAAAUGGUGACGCAAUUGUUGGAGUUUUUGAUGAAUAAAAAACAAAUCCUAGCAAAAGUAAUGCUCAUUUACUAACACUAGAAACACUAAUAAUUUUGGCUACUAUAUUUGUUCUCUGA
This is a messenger RNA of Tetrahymena thermophila SB210, 1215 nucleotides long. Its product is annotated as transmembrane protein, putative. The record is from RefSeq and is a predicted model, not a curated record. The transcript has a single exon. NCBI's taxonomy places the organism in Eukaryota, Ciliophora, Oligohymenophorea, Hymenostomatida, Tetrahymenidae.